Messenger RNA from Malurus melanocephalus (red-backed fairy wren), 2235 nucleotides. It is a transcript of the gene WRNIP1, whose product is annotated as WRN helicase interacting protein 1. Lineage: Eukaryota; Metazoa; Chordata; Aves; Passeriformes; Maluridae. The transcript has 7 exons. Gene Ontology annotation, cellular component: nucleus. Bases 40 to 1746 code for a protein of 568 amino acids. The record is from RefSeq and is a predicted model, not a curated record. Gene Ontology annotation, molecular function: ATP hydrolysis activity; ATP binding; enzyme activator activity. Gene Ontology annotation, biological process: regulation of DNA repair; DNA repair; DNA-templated DNA replication.
GCUGCGGGCGGCCCCGCUUCCUGCCCGGCCGCGGGAGCCAUGGAGCCGRCGGAGGGCGCCGAGGAGGAGCGGCUGGUGCGGUGCCCCGUGUGCCUGCGGGAGCUGCCGGCCGCCGACAUCAACGCGCACCUGGACAGCUGCCUGCAGGCCGACGGGCCCGGGGCCGAGCUSCCCAGCAAGCGCCCGCGCCUCGCCGCCGGCCCGCCGGGCAGCCAGGCCGAGGGACAGGAGGGGGAGGCCGGCCCGGCCGCUGGGUCCCCCGUCGUCUCCCACUUCCACAAGGGCCGCGGCGGCAAGCAGAGAUCGGGAGCCGCCGGCGGGAGCAGCGGCGCGGGGCGGGACAAGGCCGCCGUGCAGCCGGGCCAUGGAUGCUCGGCCGCGCUGUGCGGGGASAGCCUGGCGCAGAAGCUGGAGGGGAAGCCCCUGGCCGAGCGGCUGCGGCCGGAUACGCUGGGGGACUACGUGGGGCAGGAGCGGGUGCUGGGGGCGCAGACCCUGCUGCGGUCCCUGCUGGAGUCCCACGAGAUUCCCUCCCUCAUCCUCUGGGGGCCGCCGGGCUGCGGGAAGACUACAUUGGCACACAUCAUAGCCAAGAGCAGCAAAAAGAAUGGCACGAGGUUUGUGACACUGUCRGCCACAAGUGCCAAGACAAAUGAUGUUCGAGAUGUCAUCAGCCAAGCCCAGAAUGAAAAAAGACUCUUCAAGAGAAAAACGAUCCUCUUUAUUGAUGAGAUCCACCGUUUCAAUAAAUCUCAGCAGGACACUUUCCUUCCUCACGUCGAGUGUGGAACGGUGACCCUGAUMGGAGCAACUACAGAAAACCCUUCCUUCCAAGUCAAUGCUGCUCUCCUGAGCCGGUGCCGGGUGAUCGUCCUGGAGAAGCUGUCGGUUGAAGCGAUGGAGGCAAUUCUGAUGAGGGCCGUCAGGUCCUUAGGACUCCAGGUUUURGGCCAGGGCGACCAGCACAGCGCCCCUGCAACUAGCAGCAGCAGCAAGAGCUCGGAAUUCCCAGUGUACAUUGAGGAGAAAGCUCUGAAUACGCUUGCCUACCUUUGCGACGGGGACGCCAGGACRGGGCUGAAUGGACUCCAGCUGGCAGUUCAGGCCAGAGUAGCAGCAGGGAAGACCACUCCUCUGAACACUACCAAAGGUGGAUCUGCAGAUGGCAUCCUGGUAACAGAAAAGCAUGUAAAGGAGGGGCUUCAGCGAUCUCACAUYCUGUAUGACCGAGCAGGAGAAGAACAUUACAACUGCAUCUCUGCCCUGCACAAGUCUAUGAGAGGCUCAGAUGAAAACGCCUCCCUUUACUGGCUUGCUCGAAUGCUUGAGGGCGGUGAGGAUCCACUCUAUGUGGCCAGGAGGCUGGUGAGRUUUGCAAGUGAAGAUAUAGGACUGGCAGAUCCUCUGGCUUUAACACAAGCAGUUGCUGCUUAUCAAGGCUGUCACUUCAUUGGAAUGCCAGAAUGUGAGGUGAUUCUAGCACAGUGUGUAGUGUACUUUGCCAGAGCCCCCAAAUCUAUAGAGGUGUACCGGGCAUAUGGCAACGUCAAGGAAUGCCUGAGGAUGCACACGGGACCGCUGCCACCUGUUCCAUUACACCUGAGAAACGCCCCAACAAGGCUCAUGAAGAACUUGGGCUAUGGAAAAGGCUACAAAUACAACCCCAUGUACAAGGAACCUGUGCAGCAGGACUAUCUACCAGARGAGCUGAAAGGAGCAGACUUCUUCAAGGAACGAGAAAUAUGACUGACUUGCUUGGAAUGGGUGUUGAUUUUAUGACUCGUACAUUUCUGCUGGGAUAAAGAUUCCCCUUACAGUUUGUUACUGUGGCUGAAAGGAUUAAGCCACCAAGCCUUCCAGAUACUUUUUUUAUCCUUCUGGUUUARCUGCUGUUUUUCUGAAGGUAUUUUGUAAAGAAUUGCUGUUAGGCAGUGUUAAAUGCAAAAGUAAGCUUCAUCCAUAUAAUGUUGUUACUGAUUCACAUGAAACAGAGAAAAAACAAGAGACUUUUAUUUCUGUCUCUUCCUGUGAGACAAGAAAUAUUAUUGUGCUGCUUUUUAAAAUCAGUGUUUAUUUCAGAUUUUGAUAAUGUUAUUUUCCAGAAAAAUAGUAAAUUGUAACCCCUCUGUUAAAAUACUGUAAACAAAAUAUUAUUGCAGAAAAAUUUUUGUUCUUAUGAUGUUCCAGAGACCAAUUUUUUACAACAGUUAUUAAGCCAAUAAAGCUGUUAAAAGA